CCAACACACUGAAAAUCAACAUGGCGAAUAUUCGGUGUGUCAAGGGUAUGGUCGGCCUGGUGACGGGCGGUGCGUCCGGUUUGGGUCGGGCCACUGUGGAGCGUCUGGUCCAGCACGGAGCGUCUGCUGUGAUCCUGGACCUGCCCUCCUCUGACGGACCGGAGCUGGCAGCCAGUCUGGGGGACCGCUGUGCCUUCGCUCCAGCAGACGUGACCUCGGAGGCAGACGUGCAGUCGGCCGUGUCCCUGGCCAGAGAGAAGUUCGGGAGGUUGGACCUGGCAGUUAAUUGUGCCGGCAUCGCCGUCGCCGCGAAAACCUACAACUUCAAGAAGGACGUCCCUCACAGCCUGGAGGACUUCCAGCGCGUAAUCAACGUGAACAUUGCAGGAACCUUUAAUGUGAUCCGACUCGCUGUGGGUGAGAUGGGAAAGAACGAGCCUGACGCAGACGGACACAGAGGCUGCAUCAUUAACACGGCCAGUGUGGCAGCCUUUGACGGGCAGGUCGGCCAAGCAGCAUAUUCAGCCUCUAAAGGUGGUAUUGUUGGAAUGACGCUCCCCAUCGCACGAGAUCUGGCACCCAUGGGCAUCAGAGUCCUCACCAUAGCACCAGGUCUGUUCUCCACUCCCCUCCUGGCUAGUCUUCCAGAGAAGGUACGCUCAUUUCUCGCCCGCCAAGUGCCCUUCCCGUCACGCCUGGGAGACCCCGCAGAGUUUGCCCACCUGGUGACAUCACUGGCUGAGAACCCCAUGAUCAACGGCGAGGUCAUCAGACUGGACGGAGCCAUUCGCAUGCAGCCCUGAGUCUGCGGGGGCCACGUCCAUCAUCACCUUCAUCGUUUUUAUGUCUGAGUGUGUGAGUGUGUGUGUGUGUGUGUGUGUGUGUGUGUGUGCGCGCGGCUGCCUGGUGUAAUGAUGCUGUAGAAAGCUGCAUACGGUCAAUAUAAACUGCGAUGGAUUACGAACACAAUUUUAUUAACAUUUUGUGUGCGAAUGUGAGAGAAAGUGUAUAAAAUGUCUGUAAUUCAUUGGCAGCGUUGGGGUACUUUAUGCACUCCACUACGGUUGUUUUGUAAUCCAGAUUAUAAUAAAUCUCAGACUGGUUUGAUUGCUCAGUCCAA
Plectropomus leopardus (leopard coralgrouper) is the source of this 1120-nucleotide messenger RNA. It is a transcript of the gene hsd17b10, whose product is annotated as hydroxysteroid (17-beta) dehydrogenase 10. The record is from RefSeq and is a predicted model, not a curated record. NCBI's taxonomy places the organism in Eukaryota, Metazoa, Chordata, Actinopteri, Perciformes, Serranidae. Gene Ontology annotation, cellular component: mitochondrion. Gene Ontology annotation, biological process: androgen metabolic process; estrogen metabolic process; fatty acid metabolic process. Gene Ontology annotation, molecular function: estradiol 17-beta-dehydrogenase [NAD(P)+] activity.